Messenger RNA from Anthostomella pinea, 2028 nucleotides. The record is from the annotation of a GenBank genome assembly. NCBI's taxonomy places the organism in Eukaryota, Fungi, Ascomycota, Sordariomycetes, Xylariales, Xylariaceae.
AUGGAGCCAUCUCCUUUGUCGGUAAUACGAACCUGCAUCACCAUGCUUGUCGAAGCUGCUAAGAAUCCGAUAACCUACCAGGAAUCGGUUCUUACGCAUCACAGUGCUCAAGGGACCGCCCAGCGUGCUCGGCCUGCUUUCAGGCACGGCGAAUGUGUCGAUACAGCGGGAGAGUGGUGCGAUCGCCGCUCACUAGGGCGUAAGGUAUACCUCACGAGCGUAGAGAAACGGAUGCAGAGCUUGGAGACCCUGAUAGCUCAAAGGCUUCCAGAUCUGGAUAUCGAGGAGGCGUUGAAAUUGCCCGACUUGCAUCGUUCAGGGGAACCAUCGCAAGCUGCACGCUCCCCAUCGCUUUCUCGGUCCACAAUCUCCACCCCAGGGACUGACGAAGUCCUAUUAAGUCCUGGGAAUACCAUCUCUGAGGCUGUACCAGACGAAGCUGAUGGCUUCGAUUGGCAAGAGGAUGCGAAUGAACUGGCUGAUGGGAUGGCCGCUCUGUCAGUCGAGCCAAACGGAACCGGCUAUCUGGGUUCGACUGCCGGAGUAUUCUUCUUGCGUUCGCUCUUGUUCUGGCUUGGGAACCCCGGCGCCACAGUUGUUGACCGUGACGUCUCGGGAGUAAGUCACCCAAGAGACUUCGACCAGGCAAGCUCGUCAUCCAGACUGUCGCAAUCUCUGGCCUCGCAUCAAGUCCAGGCUAAGUUGCUGGAUACGUACUUCUCAGUUUAUCACGUCACAUAUCCCUUCAUCCAUGAAGCUACCUUCCGUGCUCAAUUUCACGAGAUAAUUCCCCGCCCGCAGCAGCGAUCUUGGCAAAUGCUACUAAAUACAGUACUGGCCCUGGGCGCAUGGUGCCUGAACAGCGAAACAACGUAUCUCGACGAUGACCUCUACCACCAAGCGCGGGCAUUCGGAGAAGACGAGUCAAUGUUCGAAAGCGCCAACAUCACAUGUGUCCAGGCUCUUGUGUUACUCAGUAACCUAGGCCAAAAGCGCAAUAAACCUAACACCGGCUCAAACCUCCUAGGACUCGCUGUUCGCAUGGCUCUAAGCCUCGGACUUCAUCGCGAGUUUCCCAGCUGGGGUAUCAGCCUGUUCCAGCGAGAGAUGCGCCGGAGAGUAUGGUGGGGUCUGUACCUGUUCGAUAGUGGUGCAGCAACAACCUUCGGAAGGCCAAUUCUCCUGCCAGGGCGUGAAGCUAUGGACGUCCAUCAUGUGCUCAAUGUUGACGAUGAGUUUCUAACCCCAAGAACCGAUGUUCUCCCCGGCGAGUCGUCUGUGCCAACGAUCUACUCCAGCAUGAAGACUCAGUGCGACUUCCAUGUCCAUUCGAACCACAUCUCAAAUCGUUUACUGUCCGCAGCAGGAGUUUCGAUGGACGAAGCGUUGUCCAUGAACAAGGCGCUAGACUCAUGGGCAGAAACGGUACCGCCAUAUUUCCAGCUUCCAGAGGAGGUGGCUUCAGAGGAUCACUGGUAUCUCUUCGCCCGGUCGCGCCUGUGGUGGCGUUUCUGGAAUCUGAAAAUCAUUAUCUUUCGUCAAAUUCUCCUAGGGCGGGCGAUUGACCAAGGAAGGGGAGUCCCAUCAACGACAGCAGAUACUUUAGAUCGCAAAGGUCGACAAGCUGGGGUCAAUGCCGCUCAAUCCACCAUUGAAUCGAUCAAUCUCUAUCUAGAGAAUGGUGUCGGAAACAGACUUGUUAGCUGGUACUCAGUGUACUUCUUGUUCCAUGCGUCUCUAGUCGUAGCUCUCGCCAUCCGUGGGGACACUGAAUCACCAGAGCUGUCUAAGUGGCAUGAAGACAUCGGAAUGGUACGGAAUAUCCUGCGAAAUGUCCUCGCAGAAAAUACUCUUGCGGCACGAUGUGCAGAUAUACUCGACCAUAUCCUGCCACACCAUCCCCAGGAUUUUACAUUCUCGGACAUUGGCCAAAUCGACUUUGACACUAUGGACUUCUCCUUAUGGCCAGUGGAUCAGACGGAUAUCCUCAGCUCCCUUGGUUGGCCGGACGCUGGCCACGGUAUAUGA